AUGGACGUCAAGGGGGCGUUUGAUUCCGUCUUACGAAACCGACUUAUUGUCAGGCUACGACAGCAGGGCUGGCCUAGUAGCCUGAUCAGACUGAUCUACACCUUCACCUCUAGCCGAACAGCCUGCGUCAGGCUAGAGGAUACUACUACAGAGGACUUCCCUCUAUCCUGUGGACUACCGCAAGGCUCUCCACUAUCCCCUAUCCUCUUCCUGCUCUAUAUAGCUGAUAUCCUAGCUGAUGAUCGGAAGCUACGGUUUGGCUAUGCAGAUGAUAUAGGCUUAGUAGCUACUAGCCCCUCGCUAGAAGAGAACGCUACAGCCCUAGGCCAGGAGAUCACUAGUAUCCUCAGCUGGGGAACAGAAAAUAAAGUCGCCUUUGACCCAGCUAAGUGUGAGGCAAUCCACUUCAGCAGAAAACAUCAACAGACAACAGACCUACCAGAUAUCCAAGCCAGAGGCCUAACUAUCAAGGCCUCAAUAAAGCCUAUAAGAUGGUUAGGGGUCUGGUUUGAUAGGAGACUCACCUUCCAACACCAUGUAGGAAUAAAGGUAGCAGCAGCAAAGAAGGUAGCCUAUUUCCUACAGCACCUUACAAACACAAAAGGGGGGCUCCCAGCAGCUGCAGUUCGAAAAGCAGCUAUUGCUUGCGCCCUCCCAAUAGCCCUAUAUGGAGCUGAGACCUGGUAUGCAGGCUUAACCAGACCAGCCCUGAACAGCAGCACCAGUAUAGUCGGCACAGGACAGAAGGGUUUAGCCUGUAGAGUCGGAAGAGUUAUUACAGCAGCAGCAAGGGCUAUCCUACCUGUCUGGAGGACCACACCAACCAGUGCCCUCAUCCGAGAUGCUGGCCUACCAACAGCAGAGGUGGCCCUUGAGGCAGCGCGACUACGCUUCGCUACACGCCUACAGAAGGUUGACCAACAACAUCCCUUGGUCCCAAGGCUUCUACAGCCAGGGCGGCAGCAGACCAGGCUCCAAAGAACAGCUGGCCUCUUACCUAGGUGCCCAAGGCCAGCACUCCUACAGCCGCAAUACCCCCUAGGGUCUCACCACCCUAUAGUCACACAGACGAAGGAAGCAGCAGCAAGGAUCUUCCAGGCCUGGCUUAAGACUGUGCCAGAUAAGCAUACUAUUAUCUACUCAGACGGCUCUAAGGCCCCUGAUGGCGCUACAGGGUUUGGCUUUGUUAUAUACCGUAAGAACAAACGUAUAGCCCAGGGCUGCGGCCGCCUCAGCUUAGCAGAAGUGUUUGAUGGGGAGGCUGAGGGGGCGAGGGCAGGGCUCCGACGGGCCCUCCUUACCUCCCAGGGCCAGCCUAUACAUAUCUGUAUCGAUAAUACCAGCGUUAUCCAGGGGAUCCGAGGCAGGGUCCCAGACUCCUCACAAGCGGCCUUCCUUGAGAUCCAAGAGGCAGCUAGGACGUAUGACAUACGAACCCAUUGGUCCCCAGGGCAUGAAGGCAUCAAAGGGAACGAGGAAGCAGACAGCCUAGCCAAGGAGGGCACAACCAUGCCAGCCCCUAGGGGCCAACUAGCCACCCUGUCAGGGAUCAAACGGCUAGCUAGAGAACGUAUAUGCCGCCAGUAUAGAAAAUGGUGGAAGCAAGAUGCAACACCCCGCUAUACCCAAAUAGGGCUUAAGGCUUCCCUUGCCUGCCCCCCUGAACUAGCCCUGCCACGGGCUAUACUCCAUCAUCUCCUAGCAGCCCGGUCAGGCCAUGGAGACUUCGAACAAUACCAUCAACGCUUUAACCAUACAGAAGCACUGCUUACCUGCUCCUGUGGGGAGGCAAAGGAGGCAGACCACCUAGUCUACUGCCGAAAGACCUUAGCGAGGAGGCUUCAGUGGCCCACCCUCCACCCCUCUAGUCCACAGGAGCCUAUAGGACCAAUAGGAUCUCUGGAUCGAUACUACAAGGGGCUAAUCACUGAUCAUGAAGGCUUCCAGGCCUUUCUCUGCGUGACAGAUUUCUUCCGGAAGAUCUGCCCGCGGUACUAG
Colletotrichum aenigma is the source of this 1998-nucleotide messenger RNA. It is a transcript of the gene RTase-1, whose product is annotated as putative RNA-directed DNA polymerase from transposon BS. The transcript has a single exon. Bases 1 to 1998 code for a protein of 665 amino acids. The record is from RefSeq and is a predicted model, not a curated record. Gene Ontology annotation, molecular function: RNA-DNA hybrid ribonuclease activity; nucleic acid binding. NCBI's taxonomy places the organism in Eukaryota, Fungi, Ascomycota, Sordariomycetes, Glomerellales, Glomerellaceae.